AAAUACAUGUUCUUACAUUUAAAAUUGUCACGAACAAAGAGUUGUGUCUAGGAUAAAAUUAAUGUUUAAAAAUGAAAUGAAAACAUGCUUCUGAUGAUGACUCAGAAGAACCUUUCCACGCCGUUCCCAAAAUACGACGACCUUCUCCGUCGCUAUGUAGCUUCCAAACACAACAAAUUCGGUUUAUGUGCCUCAGCCAUCACCUUUUGUCUCAAAAGUUGCAUUUCCUUAGGCACCCUUGAAUUUGGAAGAGUGGUUCACGUGGAUUCCAUCAAGCUAAAUUUCAACUCUGAUUGUUUUGUAGGUUCUUCUCUCAUUAAGUUUUAUUCACAAUAUGGAAAAAUAAAAGAUGCACAUAAGGUGUUUGAUGAAAUUACUAACAAAGAUAUUGUUGCUUAUACUUCCAUGAUCACUGCAUAUGCUCACUCUGGUGGUUCAUUUGCUUAUGGUGCUUUCAAUAUUGCUUGCACAAUGCAGCAACAAGGGAUGCUUCCGAAUCGAGUUACGUUAGUGAGCUUGAUGCAUGCAGCGGCGAAAUUGGGGGCGUUGCAAGAGGGUCGUGUGAUUCAUGGUUACGCUGUUAGGAGAGGAAUUGGUUUGUGUGAUGAUGUUUUUGAGACAACCCUUUUGGAUAUGUAUCAUAAAUGUGGUGGUGUAGGGUUAGCUGCUUCGGUUUUUGCCAAGAUGGAUGCUCGAAAAACAAUAAAUGUUGGUUCUUGGAACAGUUUGAUGGCUGCUUAUCUUCAUAAUGGACAGGCUUUAGAAGCUUUUGAACAUUUUCGUCGAAUGAUGUGUAGAAAUGUUUUGCCUGAUUUGUUAACAUUGGCCAAUGCGCUUUUUUCUUGUGUCGAAUUGAAUUAUUUACGUCGAGGGAUGAGUAUCCAUGGGUACAUGAUCACGAUGGGGGUAGAACUUGAUUUGGUGGCUUCUACUGCUUUGGUUGAUUUAUACUGUAAACUUGAUGUAACGAAAGCUAGGAAACUGUUUGAAAGACUGGGGAAUAAGGAUGCUGUUGUAUAUAAUGUUAUGAUGACUGGUUAUCUUGAAAAUGAGUUUCUUGUGGAGACGGUGAAUGUUUUUCGUGAAAUGGUCAAGGUGAAUGUUAGUCCAAAUGUGGCUUUGUUUCUUAAUUUGAUUUCUGCAGUAUCAAAAUUGAGAGAUAUUAAAUUAGCCAGGUCUAUCCAUGGUCAUGUAUUGAGGCAUAUGCACUUGUCGCAUUUGGAAAUUGCAAAUCAAAUUAUUCACGCAUAUUCAAAAUGUGGGUAUGUCAUGGAUGCAAGGAAAGUCUUCAAUAGGAUGAGAACAAGGGACUUGGUUUCAUGGACUUCGAUGAUAACAGGUUAUGUUCAUAAUGGUCACAUUGAUGAAGCCAUAAACUUGUUUCGUUUGCUGCAAAGAGAAAAUCUAAAUAUCGACUCUGUUACUCUAAUUGGUCUCCUUCAGGCAUUAUCCCAGCUUGGAUGUCUAAGAUUUGUUAAGGAAGUGCACUGUUUCAGUUACCGAUUUUUCCAUGGUAGAGAGUUGUCUGUAAAUAAUUCUCUUAUUACUAUAUAUGCUAAGUGCGGAAAAUUGUGUAUGGCUAGAUACAUAUUUCAGCAAAUGACAGAACGGUGUCUCACAUCAUGGAAUGCAAUGAUAGGUGCAUAUGCGAUGCAUGGAAACUAUACAGAGGUGUUAGAACUCUUUGAUCAUAUGAAAUUUGGAAAAAUUACACCUGAUGAAGUGACUUUCACUUCAAUACUCACUGCCUGCAGCCACUCAGGAUUGGUAGAAAAGGGUCUACAAAUUUUUGGGAUAAUGAUGAAGGAAUAUGCAAUAGUUCCCAGUGAAGUUCAUUAUAGUUGUAUAGUAGAUUUAUUAAGCCGAGCUGGUCGACUUAGAGAGGCAUACAAUCUGGUCAAAACCAUGCCUUCAACACAUAGUUCUGCUGCAUUGUCUUCUUUGCUUUCUGCUUGCAGACUAUAUGGGGAUACUGAGAUUGGAGAGGCCAUAGGGAAACAUAUAUUAAAAUUGGAACCAUAUAGUUCAGGUGCUCAUGCUUUGGUAUCAAAUAUACGUGCACAAGGGGGGAGAUGGGAUGAAGUAGCCCAAAUAAGGUCCAUGACAAAGAAUACGAAAUUGAGAAGUACUGCAGGAUAUAGUGCAUGUUUAGAUUGACAAGUUUUGGUGGAAUCACGGUCAGCCACCGUGGUUUUAACAAACACUACACUUUGGAGCUUAAACAAAAUGACGGUGCCAUCCAAACGUGGCACGUAGUCAGAUACAGGUAGUCAGCUAGACAAACUUAUUAUGUGCAAUUCAUUUUGUCAGAUCAUCCAAAAAAAUUGUUCUUGCAAUGUCCAUAUUUUCAUAGAAGAAUUUUGAUAUAUGGCAAAUGACAUCAGUGGGUGGUAGUGAUAAUGGUAUCAAAGUGAGUACAAGGAGGAUUUGAAUAUGUAGAAAAUGGAGUAUGGUUUUCGACAGACUUCUUCAAGGUUCACUUUCACCCCAAGAGUAUUUAAGUGGAGGGCAAAACGGGCAUAAAGAAGGUCAAUAACUUUGAUAGCAGAACCCACUUGGGGUUGGUCUAGUGGUGUUGGCUUGGGUCCUUGGAGUAUGCUCCUCUCAAGGUCUCAGGUUCGAUUCUCCCUGGUGCCAAUUUCGGUGGGCUAAGUCCAUACAGAGCAAAAAAACUCUGGCUUUAAAUGGGGCCCCCACAAGUGGGCGGUGGGAUUGGUCCCCUUGGAUUAGUCGGUCCUAAGGCCGGAUACCAAGUUUUCAAAAAAAAAAAAAAACUUUGAUAGCAGAGUUGGAUAAGAUACAUUCUUUCCCCUGACGAUUUUGACAAAAUACAGGUAGGUAAUGAUCCAAGAAUUAGUUUGCUCAUACGAUACGCACUUCAUGUGAAAGCAUUCUUGGCUGAAGUGUGGUAAAAACUAGCCCAACCUUACCUUUUUCUAAGUUUAACUUUGCUAAAUAGAAAAUGGCAAUGACAAGAUUGAAUUCUUGUUAAAAGAGAGUAAGAAACUUUUAUACCAUGUCAAGUAAUAAAGAUUUGUUUAGAUUGCUAUAUGUUAAUUAAUCUGAUUUCUUACACUUUUUUUCAUGUUCAUUUCAGACCCUGGUAAUUAUUCAAAUUUUCUUAAUAUGUUGUUUAUGGCGAUGCUAUAAUACCUUCAAUGUGGCAGAAAGACCCUAAAAGGCUAAAACAUACUGAAAGUUAUGUAUAAAAGAGAUUUUAGCAGCAGUUAGCAUGUUAGGUCAGCAUGAAAAUUGUGUUAUUCAGGCAAUUACUGUGGAAGUGGAAAUAUGUAAAGUUCUCAUGCAUUGUAGGGUUUGAAUCAUAUUCUUCUCACAUGUCUAAUAUUUGUUCAGCUGCCAAAUUUACACUGAUAUGUAGGUCUUAAUUCUCUUGAGCUCAAUUAUGUUCUAAUAUUAUUAUUGACUAUGCAUCUGCUUUAAGCUCCAUGAGAAAAGUUCUGCCAUAAGAUACCCAGAACGGACGAUGAAUGAUGUUCAUUUUAUUCGGUUGCAAAUUUUCCGUUAGGGUUACAGGACUAAAUAAUCUGAACAAAGUGACUCGGAGGCAAUCAACUACAAUUAUUUUUAAGGUUAACUGAACAAAGUGACUCAGAUCCAUUUAAGAUGUCAAAUUCAUAAAUGGAUCUCAGUUACUUCGAGGGAUUAAUAUCUGCAAUUGUGCAUAGUGAAUACAGUGAUUUAUUCAAAAAAAGAUAGGUAAAAUAAAUUUUGUAAAGGGAGUAACUACUGUCAUUCUGUAUCUAUUGCCAGUUAAUCAUUCUUGUUCAAUUUAAUUUUUAUUUAUUUUCUAAAUUAUUAAUUUCAUUGAAUCCAGAACACUAAGGAUUGGAAAAGAAGAAAGUAAACCAGAAGGGAAAUAAACACAUCAGUAAUGGAUCAUUACUAGUUAAUAUAAAAUUCAACAGCUUUUCUUUUUCUUUAUGUCUUUAUAUAUAUGGGAUAAAGAUUUGAGAAAGGUCUUAGUUGUUAUCUUCUUAUCAUAUAAAAAAGGUAGAGAGAGAUUACCAAAGAAUAAUAAUUCACACAAUGAUGAGCCCAACCCUGUUAAAAUUAAUGAAGAAAAUACACCCAAUUUCCUAAGCUUAAUCAUCAUCAUCACACCAUUCUCAUCAUAAAUGAAAAAGAAUAUAUAAACAUGAAGGUAUAUAGUUCAUAGGGUCCUUUGUCCAUGCUGGUCACUCAGACAGUUCAAAAUCUAAAACUCUUUAACUUUAGAAAAGCAAAAAAAGCACAUGGA
Trifolium pratense (red clover) is the source of this 4258-nucleotide messenger RNA. RefSeq names its product pentatricopeptide repeat-containing protein At4g21300-like. The transcript is spliced from 2 exons. Gene Ontology annotation, molecular function: protein binding; RNA binding. Bases 85 to 2157 code for a protein of 690 amino acids. NCBI's taxonomy places the organism in Eukaryota, Viridiplantae, Streptophyta, Magnoliopsida, Fabales, Fabaceae. Gene Ontology annotation, biological process: RNA modification. The record is from RefSeq and is a predicted model, not a curated record.